AGCCAUGCAGAGCACAGCGGUGCCGGAGCCAGGAGCGGCGGACAGCGCCCUGCCGUCCGUCGAAACAGCAUCUGGCAGAAGGAUCAGGCUUUUUAAACAGACUCUCAUUAUUAUGAGUGUCUGUCUGACCUUCACGGUGUUCGCUGUGUCCUCGGGAUGGAUCAACCCGGCCCUGUCUGACAUGAGUCGAGACCAGACCAAUGUUUACGGAACCGCUAUGAUCCUUGAACCUUGGGAAGCCGAUAUGCUGGGCAGCCUGGUGGCGGUGGGCAUGAUCCCAGGGGCAUGGCUGGGGGGAUGGAUGGGUACGAGGAUCGGGCGCCGCCACUCCCUUAUGAUCCUGCAGGUGCCCGUUGUCCUAGGCUGGAUCCUCAUUGCUCUCGCUUGUAAUCCUGUGAUGAUUCAUGUGGUUUCAAAAGUCUUUAUGCUUAUAUCUCAAAAACCAAAGGACUACAACAUUUCUCCCCAAUCUAACUGGAUCGCCACACCAGAAAUACUAACAAUUGCAACCAAAAAGACGCCCACGCCCCUCAACUCGGCCCUCAGCUGCAGGAGGGAGGAGGAGGAGCCAGAGGAGGAGGCCGAAGAGAACAAAGCAACGCAUCGCUACUUCCCUCCCGUGGUCGGAAAACUCAAGUAUCUGAAGGAGGUGCAGAACCGCGUCAGCAAUAAUAUAAAGUUGUUCUUCGAGCUAAAACAUCCCGUGGUGUCGAGCGAGGAGGGCGCGGCGCUGCUGAAGCAGUGGCAGGAGGUGGAGGCGGGCCUGGACGCGUCCAUGAGGACCGUGGUGGACGAGUGGAAGGUCAUCGCGUCCGCAGACUACACCGGCCCGCUGAGCCAGCCGCUGCUGCACCGCUGCCAGGACAACACGCUCGCCGUCAACUUCAGUCCCGAGCAGUUUACGUACCUUAGCCGUCUCGAUCUCCUGCUUGAGGAGCUCAAGCAAGUGCGGCAGACAGAUGGUGUAUUCCGCCUGGAUGAUCGGCCGCUCGAGGAUGCUUCCAAGCAGUUCAACCACCUGCCAUUGUAAGUGCAUGGGAGGGUUAAUGUUCAUAUAUUUGCAUGCAUUACCCCUUGAAUAUUAACUGGAAUA
Messenger RNA from Penaeus chinensis, 1093 nucleotides. RefSeq lists its product as uncharacterized. The record is from RefSeq and is a predicted model, not a curated record. NCBI's taxonomy places the organism in Eukaryota, Metazoa, Arthropoda, Malacostraca, Decapoda, Penaeidae. The coding region runs from base 5 to 1030 and encodes 341 amino acids. The transcript has 9 exons.